AUGGCGACCGUCAUACCUCCUCCAAGCAAGCGCCAAAAGAUAGCAGCCAUUGAAAAGGCAGAAAAGGCGGCCGAAGAUGCUGCAAUACCGAAACACCUAGGCAGCGUGAGAGUACAUUUUGUCGACCAGAGUACAGGCAAGUCCACGGGCCCUGUAGUAGCAGUGCCGGUGAAAGAUGCCACGGUGAAGAAUCUGGAGACGUUACUCAACACGAUUCAAGGCAAUGAUCCCAAUGAACGGCUACCAUACCGGUUUUUCUUCCGCAACGAUCGAGCACCUGCAGACAAUGAGUCGACCCUCCUCGACGUUCAGGAUGAUAUAUAUCACUCGGUCAUACGGCCCGGCUACAAGACUACUGAAGACAACAUCAUCCUCCAAUUCAUACCCCAAGCAGUGUUCCGAGUACGAGCAGUGACACGAUGUUCGGCCUCAAUAUCAGGACAUGGAGAGGCGAUCCUUGCAACUGCGUUCUCACCCGAAACGUCUUCGAGAAUGGCCACAGGGAGCGGCGACAGCACAGCGCGGAUAUGGGAUUGCGACACAGGUACGCCCCUACAUACCCUGAAAGGACAUACGAGUUGGGUGCUUGCCGUGUCGUGGUCACCGGAUGGUAAGAUCCUGGCGACGGGCAGCAUGGACAAUACUAUACGCCUGUGGGACCCAAAGACUGGCGAGGCCCUCGGUGGCCCUCUGAAAGGGCAUACAAAAUGGAUAACCAGUUUGACCUGGGAACCCUAUCACAACCAAACCCCAGGCAAGCCUCGCCUGGCGUCUGCUUCCAAAGACGGCACAGUUCGAAUCUGGGAUGUGCCACUUCGACGUGUCGAACAGACACUCUCAGGACACAAAGGCUCGGUGACAUGCGUACGCUGGGGCGGGUUCAAUCGUGUCUUCACGUCGUCUCAGGACAAGACGAUCAAGAUCUGGAACUCCAAGACCUGGAACUGUUUGCACACACUCUCCACGCACACACACUGGGUCAACCAUCUCGCACUGUCGACAGAUUUUGUCCUCAGAACCGCCUACCACGACCACACCGGCAAAGUACCCGACACAGCCGAGGAGAAGAUCAAGAAAGCCAAGACAAGAUUCGAAGACGCCGCGCGCCAGGAAGGUAAACUCGUUGAAAAACUUCUCUCCGCGUCUGACGAUAACACCAUAUUCCUGUGGGAUCCUUCUGCUAUUGCCGGCGACUCGAACGCCUCCGUUAAGCCUAUUGCCAGAUUACUAGGGCACCAGAAGCAAGUCCUGCAUGUAUCCUUCUCUCCUGACGGACUGUACAUCGCCUCGGCGUCAUUUGACAACAGUGUCAAGUUGUGGAAUGCAAGAGACGGGAAAUUCAUAGCCACCCUGCGCGGCCAUGUCGGCGCCGUGUACAUGGUUGCUUGGUCAAGUGAUUCGAGACUACUCGCCAGUGCAUCCAAGGACACUACGGCCAAAGUGUGGGAUGUGCGGACCGGAAAGUUAAAAGAGGAUCUGCCAGGGCAUAAGGACGAGGUUUUUGCCCUCGACUGGAGUCAGGACGGCAAGUGUGUUGCCAGUGGUGGAAAGGAUAAAAUGGUGAAGUUGUGGAAGCACUGA
This is a messenger RNA of Exophiala spinifera, 1581 nucleotides long. RefSeq lists its product as uncharacterized. Gene Ontology annotation, biological process: ribosomal large subunit assembly. Bases 1 to 1581 code for a protein of 526 amino acids. Gene Ontology annotation, molecular function: protein binding. The record is from RefSeq and is a predicted model, not a curated record. Gene Ontology annotation, cellular component: nucleolus. NCBI's taxonomy places the organism in Eukaryota, Fungi, Ascomycota, Eurotiomycetes, Chaetothyriales, Herpotrichiellaceae. The transcript is spliced from 2 exons.